Messenger RNA from Aegilops tauschii subsp. strangulata, 582 nucleotides. The record is from RefSeq and is a predicted model, not a curated record. NCBI's taxonomy places the organism in Eukaryota, Viridiplantae, Streptophyta, Magnoliopsida, Poales, Poaceae.
AUGUCCUUGUACAAGUUCUGCAAGACCGUGGUGGAAGUGUUUGGCCCUGAGUACUUGAGGCAGCCAACUGCCGCUGAUACAGAGAGAUUGUUGGCGAUCAACGCAGCUAGAGGCUUUCCAGGUUCUCACAAUGAUAUCAACGUGCUGCAGCGUUCUCCAGUCUUCGCAAGGCUUGCAGAAGGCCACUCCCCACCUGUCAACUUUGAGAUCAACAGCCACCAGUACAAUAAGGGAUACUAUCUAGCUGAUGGUAUAUAUCCACAGUGGUCAACUUUUGUGAAGACAAUCUCGAACCCCCAAGGUGAGAAGAGAAAGAGAUUUGCCCAAAUGCAAGAGAGUGCUAGAAAGGAUGUGGAACGUGCUUUUGGUGUGCUUCAAUCCAGACGCGGUAUCGUUCGAAACCCUGCACUGUCAUGGAAUGAAGGGAAGCUUUGGGAGGUGAUGACUGCUUGUGUGAUCAUGCACAACAUGAUCGUCGAGGACGAGCGUGAUGACAGGAUCUUCGACCAAGGAUUUGAUUAUCAAGGUGAAAAUGUUGAGCCCCUGCACCAAGAACCGGCCACGUUUGAACAGUUUGUCUAA